AUGGCUGCAGACCACCAGGUCUCGGUCUCCUCCAGCUACACACAGUCUUUCCCCUACAGUGACAAGCGACAAUUUGAGUCACCAAGGGUCCAUGUUCCUCCCCCAAUCCUCGACUAUAAAGAUGGCAAACCAUCCUUCAUUGUGGCUGCUGAUGAGUUCGAACACAUAAGUACGGACUACGGGAACCCCGUCUUCCUAGACUCCAUAAGAUCUUGUCAUAGCCUCCACAUGAUCCACAGCAUGCUCUCUUGGCGAUAUGAGAUGCGCAGAGCUGCGCAGCCUGUCCUCCCCUACCUCUAUCUGGGCCCGAGCAGCGCUGCAAGAGAUCCCAUAUCGCUCAGAGCCUCGGGUAUUACCCUGAUGGUAGCUGUACGGAGCACAAAGGCCGUCCAGGCUCGACCUGCAUUCCUGAACCCUGCAUCCUUUGUAACAAACUCAGGCAUAUCAACCAUAUCUUUUGAUUUUGAUUCAACUUAUGACUUUGUUUCUAAGCUGCGCCUCAUCGUGCGAGCAGUAAAUGAACAUCUUGAGCAAACCUGUGUCAAAAUGCCAGUGGAGAAUGUCGCCGACAUUGGUGGCAAGGUGCUGGUUUUCUGCGAGUCUGGCAAUAACCGAUCACCAGUUCUGGUUGCCGCAUAUCUCAUGAUUAUCUAUGGCGUCAGCGCGUUCUCUGCAAUUCAGGUGAUACAAUCCCAGCGUUUUUGUAUCACCAUGUCUGACGAUUUAAAGAACGUGCUUCUGGACUUGCAACACAUCCUUGAGGCGCAGCGGACAGUCUCAGCAAGCAGGACUGGUUCUGUCGAAGUCCCUGGGCUUUCGGGCCAGACAUCACGCACGUCCAUGGGUACCAAACGGAACCUUGAUGACAUGGACACCUCAGAUGAAGAUAUGGGGGCUGAUUCUCCAGCGGAUGAUGUUUCGAGCAGAGAGGGCGUUGCUCCUUUCGCAGAUCCAAUUGUGUGA
Molecule: messenger RNA, 963 nt
Organism: Exophiala aquamarina CBS 119918
Lineage: Eukaryota; Fungi; Ascomycota; Eurotiomycetes; Chaetothyriales; Herpotrichiellaceae
Exons: 1
Coding region: 1-963 (320 amino acids)
Biological process (GO): negative regulation of SCF-dependent proteasomal ubiquitin-dependent catabolic process; regulation of ERK1 and ERK2 cascade; protein dephosphorylation
Cellular component (GO): cytoplasm; nucleoplasm
Molecular function (GO): protein tyrosine/serine/threonine phosphatase activity; F-box domain binding
Source: RefSeq, a predicted model, not a curated record